Messenger RNA from Gadus morhua (Atlantic cod), 5415 nucleotides. It is a transcript of the gene emsy, whose product is annotated as EMSY transcriptional repressor, BRCA2 interacting. The record is from RefSeq and is a predicted model, not a curated record. Bases 331 to 4452 code for a protein of 1373 amino acids. Gene Ontology annotation, cellular component: nucleoplasm. The transcript has 20 exons. NCBI's taxonomy places the organism in Eukaryota, Metazoa, Chordata, Actinopteri, Gadiformes, Gadidae. Gene Ontology annotation, biological process: regulation of DNA-templated transcription.
AUUAAUGAAUAUAUAUUGAGAGUCUGAUUCAAUUUAGCAUCUCUCCAACAGGGGCAGAGCUGCGAGACCGGUGUGAUACUGCCCGCGAGCUCACCGGAAGUACCAAUAUGGACGAAGAAGACGACUGCUGGUAGCAUCCGGUAGCUUCGGGUAGCAAAGACAUAAACAAACCCAACUAAUGACAAGGAUAUAGAGAUUAAGAUAGUGUUUAUACAACGGAACAGUGCUUUCAUAAAAGCGAUUAAUAUGAUACAUGUCAUGUUGAAUGUCAGCCAUGUUCGUUUGGACGGAGAGAUCAUCAGCCAGAAUCUGAGGCAGCUCCACUAAGUGAUGCCCAUGAUUCAGCUGGAGAAACCGCUGGCGACCGGCACCAUGCCUGUGGUGUGGCCCACCAUACUGGACCUCGGCAGGGAUGAGUGCAAGAGGAUACUGCGCAAGCUGGAGUUGGAGGCCUACGCCGGAGUGAUCAGCGCUCUGCGAGCCCAAGGCGACCUCACCAAGGACAAGAAGGACCUGCUGGGGGAGCUCACCAAGAUCCUGGGCAUUUCCACAGAGCGCCACCGCGCCGAGGUCCGCAGGGCGGUCAACGAUGAGCGCCUCACCACCAUCGCCUACCACAUGUCUGGACCCAACAGCGCCUCCGAGUGGUCCAUCGAGGGCCGGCGCCUCGUUCCGCUCAUGCCCAGACUGGUGCCGCAGACGGCCUUCACCGUGACGGCCAACGCCGUGGCCAACGCCACGGCCAAUCAGAACGCAUCCCUCCUGUUGCCGGCUGAAACGGGCAACAAAGAAGUCGUCGUGUGCUACUCCUACACGAGCACCACCUGCACCCCCACCAGCGCCACGGCGACGGGGGGCGGGUCCCUGGCGGUGAAGUCGUCGCCGCGGCCGCCCAGCCCGGCAUCAAACGUGGUGCUGCUGCCCAGCGGGAGCACGGUCUACGUGAAGAGUGUGAGCUGCUCCGACGAGGACGAGAAGCCCCGCAAGCGCCGGCGCACCAACUCGUCGGGCUCGUCCCCCGUGGUGCUGAAGGAGGUCGCCAAGGCGACGGCGCCGUCCGUCUCCAAGGGCGUGGGCCUGCCCAUGGCCUCGCCCAUGGUGGGGCUGUCGGCCAGCAGCCCUAAGAUGAGCAACAUCAUGCAGAGCAUCGCCAACUCCCUGCCGCCGCACCUGUCGCCCGUCAAGAUCACCUUCGCCAAGCCCACCAUCCAGAGCACCAGCAGCACCACGCAGAAGGUGAUCAUCGUGACGACCUCGCCCAGCUCCAACUUCGUGCCCAACAUCCUGUCCAAGUCCCACUCCCAUGGCAACAGUGCCAGCGCGGCGGCCCUCUCCAAGCUGGUGUCCACCUCCAUGCUGACGGCGGCCAGCCACAAGCAGACGGUGGUGUUCCCCAGCGCCGCCGCCGCCGCCGUCGCCGUGACGGCCGUGGUGUCGGCCAGCCCGGCGGCCGUCAUGUCCACCGUCGCUCAGUGCUCUGCGUCUGCUGGCGUGAAGGUGGCGUCGGCUCGUCUGCCCUCCCCAAAGACCAUGGCGGGCUCGCCCACCCAGAUCAUGGCCCAGUUCCCCAAGCAGCUGCAGCAGCAGCAGGGCGCCACCAUCAGCGUCAGCCAGGCCCAGGCCUCCUCCUCCACCAGCUCCAGCAUGGCCGGCUCCAAGCCCACCAUUCAGAUCAAGCAAGAGUCAGGUGUGAAGAUCAUCACCCAGCAGGUGCAGCCCAGUAAGAUCCUGCCCAAGCCCUCCUCGGUGGGCCUGUCCAGCAGCAGCUCCUCCCCCAUCAUGGUGGUCAGCAGCAACGGAGCCAUCAUGAGCACCAAGCUGGUGUCCCAGCCAACAGCCACCCAGACCACCUACACCAGGCCCACGGUCAGCCCCAACAUGAGCGCCCGCAUCUCGGCGGCGGCGGCGGCGGCCGGCGCCACCUACGUGAAGACCACGAGCGGCAGCAUCAUCACCGUGGUGCCCAAGUCUCUGGCCACGCUCGGGGGGAAGAUCAUCAGCAGCAACAUCGUCUCUGGCCUAGGCACCACGACUAAGAUCACCACCAUCCCGAUGACGUCCAAGCCCAACGUCAUCGUGGUCCAGAAGACCACGGGGAAAGGAGCCACCAUCCAGGGGCUGCCGGGCAAGAACGUGGUCACCACGCUGCUCAACGCCGGGGGUGAAAAGAGCUUGCAGGCAGUCCAGGGCAGCAAGCCGGCCAUCAUCACCGCCUCCAGGCCCAUCACCAAGAUGAUCGUCACACAGCCCAAGGGCAUGAGCUCAGGGGCCCAGGCCACGGCCACCAAGAUCAUCCCCACCAAGAUAGUGUACGGCCAGCAGGGCAAGACGCAGGUGCUGAUCAAGCCCAAGCCGGUGUUCCAGGCGGCGGUGGUGAGCGAGCAGACCCGGCAGCUGGUGAGCGAGACCCUGCAGCAGGCGUCCCGCUCCUCGGCGGAGGCGGGCCAGAGCCAGCCCCCCGGGGCGGAGGGGGCGGCGCCCAGGGACGAGACCCCCGCCGGCUUCCUGGACGAGACCCCGCACACCAGCGCCACCCAGGACUCUCAGCCUGUAGUUCACCUGGUGACCACUAGGGAGCAGGAUUGGAUGGAGCAGGAGGUGGUGGAGUCCAGUCCCACCACCACCAUCAUCUACCAGGACAUGUCUGUCGGGGAGUCCCAGUCCGCCACCUCCACCAUCAAGGCUCUGCUGGAGCUGCAGCAGCAGACCACUGUGAAGGAGAGGGCUGAGGCCAAGCCCCGGCAGCACACCAUAGACCUCAGCCAGAUGGCUGUGCCCCUCCAGCAGGCCCAGGACAAGAGGCAGGCCCCUGCCCCGGCCCGGCCCUGCACCACCACCACCAUCAUCGCCACUACCACGCCCUCCUCCUCCUCCGAGGCCGACGCAGCCCCGGAGCAGCACACUGCAGGUAAAGGCGGUCGCGGGGGAGCGUCCUCCGAGGUCGAGGACGUGGUCAUGUCGUCCACCCAGCCGCCCGGCAGGAUGCUGAAGACCCCCGGGCAGCUCACCGUGGUCACCAAGGUGGUCUCCACCACGUCGGCAGAGUCCCUCCUCAGCCUCAAGCCCGCCGUCAGCCACCCCAAGCCCCACAGCACGCUGGAGGCGGGGGAGCUGGAGGGCGACACGUUGGACCCCCAGACCGGCCUGUUCUACCGCUCUAGCCAGCCCGCCGCCCACCCGCAGCCCUCCUCCUCGCAAGCCCCGCCCACCCCAAGCUCCGCCCCCGCUCCGGCCCCCGCCCCUGUCCUAAGCCCCGCCCCCCCGCCUCCACCCCAGCUGCAGAGCCGGCCCCAGAUCAGCCAGCCCUCCCCUCCGUCGGCCACGCCCUCCCCGUCGUCCUCGCCCGUGGUCUCCAUCGGCGCCGCCACCCACUGCCUGGUGAAGAAGCUGGUCCGACAGCCCCCGCCCAAGCCUGCCGCCACCCCGGCCCCGGCCCCGCCCACCCUCACACAGAGUCCCAAGGAGAAGCCGCUGAGCGCGGCGGGGCCGCCGGGGCCCAAGGCGGGCCCUGUAGCUACCGCCGCCCCCACCACCACCACCGCCGCCGCCGCCGCCGCCGCCACCAAGCCCCCACUGACGCCUCAGCUCCCCCGGCUCCAGCAGGCCCCCACCACGGCCCACCACAGGCCCAUCCACGCACCGCUGUCCCAGCCGCCCCCCCUCCAGGCCCACCACCCGGUGGGCACGGAGAAGAGCUCCUCCUCCGGCCAGCAGCAGCAGCCAAUCAUCACGCAGAGCGCCACCGUCACCAAGAUCACGUUCGGCGGGAGCCACCACUCGCCCUCGCCGCACUUUGCCGCCGUGCGAGCGGAUGCUGUGGCAGCAGCCGCAGCGGCGGCGGCGGCAGCGGCGGCCAAGCUCGCGGGGGCGUCCGCAGCAGCGUCCGCGGCAACGGCGGCGGCGGCGGCGGCCGAGCCCGGCUCCUCCAAGCCCUCAGGGUCGUCGGACAUCCUGAAGAUCUCCAUGAUGGAGGCGGAGAUCGACCCCAGCGUGGAGCCCAUGGUGGUGGACUCGUCCAGCGACCGCAAGGCCCCGGGCCUCCUCCACCACCACCACCACCACCACCACCACCACCUCCAUCACCACGACGACGGAGGCGGUGCGGCGGUGCCGGCCACCUCGGACAUGAUGGACGCGGGCCAGCUGAUCAGCAGCACGGGGCCCGCGGCCCACCGCCCGGCCCACCUGAAGGCGGAGCGCGGCGGGCCCUUCGGACGCCUCGGGGCCCUGGCGACCCAGAGGAAACAGGAGGACAUGGACGUGAUCGAGGUGAUCCCGCAGUUCUCCAUCCUGCCGGACUCCAGCCAGUCCAACGUGGUGGUGGAGCCCAGCGGCUUCCUGGAGAUCACCAACUACACCAGCCAGCAGCUGGACCGAGACAGCCCCAUGAUGGAGCCGGAGGUGGACAGCAGCAGUAACGACGACGACAGCAGUAUGGCUGGACCGCCCUAGACACACAAACACAAACAUGUACAAACACGUGGACACACACACACGCGCGCGCCGUUAAAACUGUCCCGACACCACUGCCAUAUAUUCCCCUUGAUCGGUGGAUCCCAAACAUCACGUUUUUAUUUUUUCAGUUCCUUUUUAUUUUAUUAUAUUUUAUUUUAUUUUUUUAUAAACACCAAUAUACGGUAACCCAGUUCGUAGCGCUUUUUUGUGUAUAAAAGUGUACAGUACUUUCUAUGAGUGAAGUCGAAAUGAACAUUUCCCUGGCUGUCGCGUGGUGAGCGUAGGAGACGUGGGACUCAGAGCUCACACAGCUCAGAGGAAUAUGUUCGGGACAGGAUUCAGGACCAGCAGCACAUUGAUGAAGAGCAGGCAAAGCCUUCCAAGGGGACAGGAUAGCGCUCCCUCCAAGGGGAGAUUAUACAGUGUUUUGAUGGUGAGAGACGUCCGUAUAUAUACCUGGGGCUGUUGGCCCUGCGUUUGGGUCCAUCUGUUGAAGAAGAAUAUCAACAAUGUUCAGGACUACGGCUGUUUCAGAUGACACGCUUUGACUUUGUAUUCCACGUUACGGUUAACACGCAUUGUCCCACCAUGGUUUUCUGAGAAACAUUUUUUCAAGUGAUCUUUAUUUUACUAAAAUAACCUUGGGAAGAAGUUGGAGAUGAGAAAUGUAUUAUCAACAGUCAAGAAGAAUACGAUCUGAGAAAAAUGUGUAAUAUUUGUGAUAUUGUCCUUUUUAACUGACUAAACAAAGGUGUUGAAGAAUAUUCCAUUUUUGUAAAUUACUUUCUGGUAAACGGCGCUGAAGGGAGAAAACAAAAGUAUGCAUUUGUUUUGCAUAGUCAUAGCUUUACCUAUUGUUGUUUUUGUCUUUUUCUUGCCUUUAUAUUAUUCAAACUAGAAGACUAGUUGGAAAAAAAAAUGUUUAAGCUGUUCAAUAAACCAGCUAUGAGCAUUUGUGAA